This is a messenger RNA of Passer domesticus (house sparrow), 2775 nucleotides long. Its product is annotated as non-lysosomal glucosylceramidase-like. Gene Ontology annotation, molecular function: beta-glucosidase activity. Lineage: Eukaryota; Metazoa; Chordata; Aves; Passeriformes; Passeridae. Gene Ontology annotation, biological process: central nervous system development. The record is from RefSeq and is a predicted model, not a curated record. The transcript is spliced from 6 exons. Bases 693 to 1895 code for a protein of 400 amino acids.
AGUAACAGAGGAUGGGAACUCAGCAGUGCCACCUGCAGUCAGCUCAGAGCUCACCAGAGAGCAGGGACAAGUGCCACCUUCAGCAGCAUGAGGCUGAGCUGGGCAAGGGCAGGCCACAUUCUGGACUGCACCACAGCUGCUGUUCCCUGCCCACAAGGAACUGCAGCAGGGAUUUACUGCAGGAGGGCUGGGCCAGACCCUGCCUGGAGCCCGGGCACAGCCCCAGCCCCACACUGGCUUAAACACAGGAGGGAAUCAGCAGCUAAAGUCACCUGAAGCUCCCCUCUGAUUUCCCAACACACAGUCAAGUGCUUUGUCACCCUCCCACAGACAAAGCCACUGCUCCCUUCACCCACCUGAGGCCUUUGCCUGCCCUUGAGCACCAGAAAGCUUUGCUCUGACAACAGCCCAUGGGGUAUAAAUAACCCAAUGGUUCUUCACUGCCCCUCUCCCUUUAAGCUAUUGCAGCACCAGUGGCUGCUCUGACCAUCCCAGCAGACAUGAGGAUGCUGCAGCCAGUUCUACUCCUGCAACUGAAGAGCAACAGACUUAAAGGUACUGAAGAAGUCUUAGUCACAUAUUGAUACAGAACUUUUUAAGACAGCAAAUAACACCUGUAAAGUUGCAAACAAUUUUUAUUAUGUUCUAAAGGGGAAAAUGUUGCUGGGGAGAUUUCUGCUGCUGGCAGCUGAAUGCUGGCAUUGGCCACUAUGGAAUCAUUGGUGAGCACAGAGUUCAGCAAGGUGUGUGAGGGGAGUGAGAGUCACUGCAGCAGCCUGGGCGACUGGGACAUCUGCCACAGGGCUCCUCUCAUGCCCGGCACGGGCUCCUCUCCUCCACAGUUCACAGUGUGCCUGCGGUGCAAGGGCCAGACCAUUUACCAGCAGGUCUUGUCCCUGGAGAGACCCAGCAGCCUGCAGAGCUGGAACUGGGGCUACUGCGGCCGCUACGGCUUUUACCACGCCCUGUACCCCCGUGCCUGGCUGGUCUACGAGCUGCCGGGGCAGCAGGUGGUGCUCACCUGCCGGCAGGUCUCGCCCGUCAUCCCCCACGACUAUAAGGACUCCAGCUUGCCGGUGGCAGUGUUCGUCUGGGAGGUGGAGAACGGCAGGGAUGAGGCCGUGGAGGUGUCCAUCAUGUUCAGCCUGCAGAACGGCGCGGGGGCGAAGGAGGCCGGCAGCGGCGGGCACUGGAACGAGCCCUUCGCCCUGCACAAGGACGGCCAGCGGGUUGCUGGGGUGCUGCUGCACCACUGCCCGGCCCUCAACCCCUUCACCCUGGCCAUCUCUGCCCGGCAGAAGGCUGGCACAGGAGUCACCCAUGUUACAGCAUUCGAUCCCACGGGAUUGGGGAGAGAGGUGUGGCAGGACCUCCUGCAGGAUGGCAGGCUGGAUUCACCCACUGUUAGUGGUGCCCUGGCACACUACGAGGAGUGGGAGAGGAAGAUGGAAGCGUGGCAGAAUCCCAUCCUGGAGAACAGCCAGCUGCCUUCCUGGUACAAGUCAGCCCUCUUCAAUGAGCUCUACUUCAUGACGGAUGGAGGGACCAUCUGGAUGGAGGUGCCCCCUGAUUGCUGUGCCCAGGACCUGCAGGGCCCGGCGGGGGCAGGGCUCUCCCACCUCCUCCCUGUCCUGCGGGAGUACGGAAGGUUUGCUUAUUUGGAAGGCCAGGAGUACAACACCUACGACGUCCAUUUCUAUGCCUCCUUUGCUCUCAUCAUGCUGUGGCCCAAGCUGCAGAUCAGCCUGCACUAUGACAUUGGUGAGUGUCCCCAGAGCCCUGCCUUGGUGCCUGCUCAGGGCUUCACCUCGGGGAGAGAUGGACACCUUGGGACAGCUGCUGCUGCUGCUGCUGCAGAGAUGUGUGCCAUGGAGCCCCUCCAGCCGCCCUGCUGAGCCCAGGACUGCAGCCCUGGAGUGUUGCUGCCCCAGCAGCUCUGUGCCCAGCACUGGGGGUGCCUUCUUGCCAUGCUGGGGGAGCACAGCUGGCUCUGCCUGCCCUGGGAGAGCCCCUGCUCUUCCCAGCUCUGUCCUUGCUCCUUGCAGAGGGGACAUGGAGCUGUUUGCAGACUCCCAGUGGGAGAUGGGCCACAGGCCAUGGCUCCAGGCUGAGCGGGGUCCUGCUGGCCUGCUCCAGCUGGGCCCCAAGGAGCCCCAGGUGGUGGCUGGGCUGACAAAGAGGAGCCCAAGCCAUGCAGGGUCACAGCAGGGCUCACACAAUGGCCGUCAGGGAUAGUGGCAAGAGAGGCCAGGAUUGAGGAAAGGGAAUGGGGGCUCUGGUCUAUGAAAGAGAGGAGACUCUGUGUGCUUGCAGAAAAGCUUUAUUGGGAGAAGCAGCUGCUGAAGCAGGAGGAAGGGCUACAGCCCGGCGCUGCCUCUUCUUCUGGGAGCUCCAAUGCUACCAACCCUCAAUCCUUGAGCUUUUACAGGCGCCAGAAUGUGUCGUAGCCAGCCCUGAGGGGACAGAGACAGAGGAAAUGUAAGGGUGGGACAUGGGAGUGGCCCAAUGCCCACCCAGCCCUGUGUCCUUCCAAAGCAUUUGCACCUUGUCAGGAUGCCCAGGGAAGCUGGGCACAAGCACCCUGUCCUCCCUCACCUGCACACUGGCAGCUGCUCUGCCAAGUGCUGAGCACCACAGGCUGGGAGCACCACCCUUCAUCCCCACCCUCGGGCCAUUCAGGAUUCCUCCUCAGGCCUUUGGCUUUGGAAAUGCCUCUCAGGUGGUGGAGCUUCCCUUGAGCUAGUCACAGACACUUUGCACACCAAGUCCCUCUGU